Molecule: messenger RNA, 1317 nt
Organism: Penicillium angulare
Lineage: Eukaryota; Fungi; Ascomycota; Eurotiomycetes; Eurotiales; Aspergillaceae
Product: acyl-CoA dehydrogenase family protein
Exons: 4
Coding region: 1-1317 (438 amino acids)
Molecular function (GO): oxidoreductase activity, acting on the CH-CH group of donors; flavin adenine dinucleotide binding
Source: RefSeq, a predicted model, not a curated record
AUGGCCCAGUUUCUUCGCGCCCCCACGGCUCCGUAUAGUGAACCAUUGCUACCACAACUCGAUAUCCGUAACCCAUACUACACCGAUUUGCAUCACAAUCUUCGCGCUUGGGUGCGGGAAUAUGUUGACACCUCGAUCGCACCCUAUGCUCAAGAAUGGGAAACUGCCGGCCAAGUCCCAGAAGAAGUCCGUCGGCGUCAUUGCCAGCUAGGCUUCGGCAUCGUUCAUCCCUUGACAACUGACGAGAAUGCAGCUGGCCUAUCACUUCCUGGAAAUGUCCCAAGAGAUGAAUGGGAUACUUGGUGUUCACUGAUUGUGGUCGAUGAAUUGACCCGUGUUGGCUUUGUUGGUGUCAUUUGGGGACUUGGUGGUGGAAAUGGAAUUGGAUGUCCGCCCAUUGCUAAAUUCGGCACACCUGAGCAACAACGAAGAUGGCUUCCUGGUGUUGCGAGAGGCGAUGUUAGAUUCUGUCUUGGAAUUACAGAACCUGAUGCUGGCUCUGAUGUUGCGAAUAUCCGCACAACAGCGAGGCGUCAAGGUGACCAUUAUGUCGUCAAUGGAGCUAAAAAAUGGAUAACCAAUGGCCUCUGGGCUGAUUAUUGUACCGCUGCUGUGAGAACUGGUGGUCCCGGUCGCUCAGGAAUUAGCCUCCUCGUCAUUCCCUUGGCCGCCGAGGGAGUCACUUGUAGGCGAAUGUUCAACUCUGGAGUAAAUGCAAGUGGCUCUACCUUUAUCGAAUUGGACGAAGUCCGCGUACCAGUGGAAAAUCUGAUUGGCGAUGAAAACAAGGGCUUCGCUCUUAUCAUGUCAAAUUUCAAUCCAGAGCGUCUAUCCUUGGCAUGUGCUUCUCUACGAUUAGCUCGUGUCUGUGCCGAGGACGCCUUCAACUAUGCAAUCCAACGAGAAACAUUUGGGUCGCCUCUGAUCAAAAAGCAAGCUAUUCAAUCCAAGAUCUUCAAAUUUGGCCUCAUGAUUGAGCCUGCUUAUGCAUUCAUGGAGCAACUUGUCAAUAUUCUGGAGCUCACCAAAGAUCGAUACGUGGACGAUGUUAAGAUUGGUGGCCAGACUGCUUUGCUGAAGGUCAUGUCCACGAGGGCUUUGGAAAAGAGCGUUCGAGAGGCUCAACAGGUUUUAGGAGGAGCUGGGUACAACAAAGCAGGGAAGGGAGCACGCAUUGAACAAAUUAGUCGUGAUGCUCGGGUUCAUGUUGUUGGUGGUGGUAGUGAAGAGAUUAUGCAAGGUCUGGCCCUUCAAGAGGAGACCAAGGCCUUGCGAACACGACGGGCAGCUCUUGAAAAGAGGAAGUCAAAGGUGUAA